Ectocarpus sp. CCAP 1310/34 is the source of this 2046-nucleotide messenger RNA. The record is from the annotation of a GenBank genome assembly. Lineage: Eukaryota; Phaeophyceae; Ectocarpales; Ectocarpaceae.
AUGUCGGAAACCCUUAUCCCGCUGGAGUUCGUGCACCACCGUCUGCUCAUGGAUGUCGCCUUCGAGGAGGUGCCGGGAACGGGUAACACCGGCGUGCACGUUGCUGCCUAUUGCGGCCGCUUGAAGUGUCUCGGGUACCUCCUGUCCCAGGGUGGAGAUAUAUGGAAGAAAAAUCACCGGGGGCAAACUCCUGCAAUGCUAGCCGUGCUUGCGGGGCGGACAGAUGUCCUCAAGUGGCUCUUGGAGAAAGCGAAGGGCAUUGGGGAGGUGCCUGCCAACUUGAUUUCCGAUGAACUGCUGGGCAUCGUGGAAGAGAUGGACGAGUCGGCUACGUACGGAUCCCCAAUGUACCGCCUGCUCGAAGACGCCUUAAACGCCGUCGAAGCCCAGAGUGACGGGAGUGAGCCUUUCGGCAGUGAUUCGCGGGAGGAAGGAGGUGCUCAGGAUGAAGCAACAGAUGUGGCGCAAGCAUCUAUUGCCGAGCGUCCAACGACCGGAGACUCUACACGAAACAAAGUGAACGGCGGCGGAACCGAUGACACCCUCGAGUUUGACACGGCAUGGGAACUGUACGCCGGGGGCAAAGUAGGUGCCUAUGAUGUAUUAGCAGUCCUGACGCGCACUCAUGGAGAGGGGUUGGAUGCUUCUUGGUCCCGGAUGCUGGCCGCUCUUCCUUCAAACGAUCCGCACCUGAUUCAAAACUUGGACGCAGCCAAGAGUGGCGUUGACCGGGCGAAAGCAGGUGCUUUGGCAAUGGCGAAGGAAGACGCCAAAGGAAACAGGGACGGUGACGAAGAAAUUUUCCUUCGAGCGACCGCGGUCAAGUACCUCCGUGGUUCCAUAUCCGCGGAACAGUUCUAUGACGAGAUGGUCGACGGAAUGGAGGAGCGGAAAGGUGGAGGGAGAAGAAUCGAAGAAGCCGUGAUCGCCAGGGCGGCCAAACGCAUGCCCGAGGAAAAGGCAUGGUCCUUGAUGGAGGCUCACCGCAAGCGGCAGCACGAAGAAAGGCUGAACAAGAAGAGACUACGGAGAUCGAGACGGCGUCGUGCGGAGGCGGCGUCCAAAGGGAACACGAAAAAAUCGACUGCUCUUGCCGAGCCGCCGGGACAAGGAGAUGAGAGGGAAAACCGGAUCAGCGCUGCCGAGUUGAAGACAGUUCUUUCGCACGCCUUCGGCAACCAGGUGGAGAAUGUACUGCCGAGGGUGUUGGCUACUUUUUCCAACAGGAAGCGGCGCGAGCUAGCCAAUCAAUGGCAUGUCGACAGCGGCAGCGCCACAAAGUUGCGACGACCGAGGGUCCUUCGGCCAAGGGCUUCCUUCGUUUCUACGGACAUUGUUCCGAUGAAAGAUCAGAAAAUCAUCGCUAGGGAGGCUCCCGGUGAGGCGGGACCCUCUGAAGCGGUCACGGGUGCCGAGGGCAGUCCUGGCCUUCCAAGACAGGGUGACCUUGGUCGUGCUGAACGAGUCGGUGGCAAGAAGGCGAAGCAUCAGCCGCAAGGAAGGUUGGUGGAGGGGGCUGGUGUGACUUAUGGCGGCGGCAGGAAAGGCGGCAGAGACCAGGUGGGACAGGACCCCAGCGACGAUGACGACGAACUGGGGUCGAUUUCCCCCAAGCCUAACUCGCCAUUCACCACCAGGGCGUCGGCAUGGGCAGAAGGCGCCACGGGGGACAUCUACGGAAAAGAGGAGGUAAAGCCAAGCAACAAAGCGCCGCGAGAUGGUAGAAAGGGCGAAAGGGGUCCCACCGAGGUCACCCCAGCUCCCGGCGACGCCGUCAAGUGGUCGGCGGCACGGGCGAGGGCGGCAGCGCCAAGCGCCGGUAUGAAUGGCGAUGAUGAUGAAAGGAAUGAACGUUACAAAGACAAGACAGAAACCGUGUCCCAGAAAAGGAAGCUGAGGGACAGCAUGGAGAUGGACGCUCAGAGGAUGACUUCGGAGUUUGCCGCGGGGAGGCUGGCCGCGCCGCACUUCUUCGGGGCGAUGAUGGUGGGAGUAGGGGUUGCUUGUUGCAGCCUUAUUUCUUUGCUGUUUGUUGUUUCGUGGUGA